UAAACUAUUGUUUAUCAUGUCCUUUGUCAGAAAUAGUGUAUCAAGAAGAAAGAAAGAUGAAAAUAAGUGAGCAAGUGAUUUGGAAGAAAUUGGUAUCAAGUUUUAAAUGAGUGUAGAGGAGAUUUUUGAUGGAAAAAGUCAAUAUAACCUCAGAUUUUGUUCUUCUGGGCUUCUCAGACCUUAACUACAACCAUGCUGCUUUCUUCUCCAUCAUCCUGGUUAUGUACACCCUCACAUGGAUUGCUAACUUACUUUUAAUAAGUUCUAUUAAACAUUCUCCGCAGUUGCACACGCCAAUGUACUUUUUCUUAGGGAACCUGUCUGCGUUGGACAUCUCUUUCUCUACAGUGACGGUUCCCAAGCUUCUGUCCAACAUUCUUCAUGGAGGAACCUCCAUCUCCUUCCAUGGCUGUUUCCUGCAGAUGUUUUUCUUCAUUCUUCUGGGCUCCACUGAGAGCCUUCUUCUGUCAGUCAUGGCGUUUGAUCGAUUUUUGGCUAUUUGUUACCCCUUACGCUACACAUUAAUAAUGAAUGAUAAACUUUUGUUCAUACUGAAUGGUAGUUGUUGGGUGGCAGGAUUUCUACAUUCAUUAUUGCACACUUAUAAUGUGUCACAAUUAACCUACUGUGAGGACAGACUGAUCCCCCACUUCCUCUGUGAUGCCACACCCCUCAUUGGACUGUCCUGCUCCAGCACUGCGCUAGAAGAACUCUUUAUUUUCACAGAAGGUUCUAUUGUUGUUACUAUUCCAUUUAUUUUUGUACUCAUCUCCUAUUGGCUUAUUGCAAGGGCUAUCUUGAAAAUGAAAAACAGAAGCAGCCGCAGCAAAGCCUUUUCCUCCUGUUCUUCUCAUCUCAUUGUGACUUGCCUGUUUUAUGGCACCAUUAUUUUUAUUUACUUCCGCCCCUCAUCAGACUACUCCUCCCAGUAUGAUCGCAUUGUUAGCAUGGCUUACACCAUCAUUACACCUAUGCUGAAUGCUUUUAUUUACAGCCUAAGGAACAAAGAUGUGAAACGGGCCUUGAAAAAACUCAUAAUACAAUGCUUUUCAAUUAAAUAACCCUUCAGCUCGUGUUUUGCUCAUUCCUUUGUAAGAUGGACUCUGCAGAUGGAUGUAUUUGCAGAUGUAGCUCUCACCCACAGAGGGACCACUGAGAAUAUACCCAGGUCCCCUUUGCUAGUACAGAGGUUGCACACUCUGAUGAAAACCAACAAUACAGGCUCAAUCUAGGGGAUGUCUUUUUUAGAAGAGGGGUUCAAGGGUUCAGGAUACUCAAAAACGAUAGCAGGAGUAACAGGAGGACAGCCUUUCACUAAUGUUCUCUAAGUAGCCAUUCCUGGAGGUAACAGGGAUGGCCAGUUAUCUAGGACUCUAUAAAAGCAGUCCUGGUCCACAUAGUAUCCUCUAAAAAGUAGUUCCCUCCUAGCACUUGCACCCCCAAGAGACCACAGCAAGGUCUUUACUCACAAUGUCCCAGGAGCUGUCUACCACCUAGCAGCCACAGGUAGUUCCUCACAGAAUAAUCCUUUAGCAAUUGUGACAGACUCUCCUGGGACAGGGGCUUUUGGAGGACACUGAAUGCUAGCCUCUUGCUUUGCAAUCAUGGGCCCUGGCAU
Molecule: messenger RNA, 1618 nt
Organism: Rana temporaria (common frog)
Lineage: Eukaryota; Metazoa; Chordata; Amphibia; Anura; Ranidae
Product: olfactory receptor 1361-like
Exons: 1
Coding region: 129-1061 (310 amino acids)
Biological process (GO): G protein-coupled receptor signaling pathway
Cellular component (GO): membrane
Molecular function (GO): olfactory receptor activity; G protein-coupled receptor activity
Source: RefSeq, a predicted model, not a curated record